AUGUUAUCAGCAUUCAAGUCUGGAUUUUCUCCACAAAGCCAUAUCAAUCCAAAGAUUCCUGCUGGUCUGUGGACCUUUUCCUAUCAUGGGAGGUUCAUGCAUGGUUACGGACAAUUUGGCGAAGCCCAAAAUCGCCACAUGGUCGACAUUGUACUCAAAAGUCAAGAACAAACCAACCAAGGCUCGACCAUUAAAAACAUGCAAUCAUUGAACGUCUGUACCAUACCACAGCGGUUCUGGCGAAAUUGA
Messenger RNA from Lichtheimia ornata, 249 nucleotides. RefSeq lists its product as uncharacterized. The coding region runs from base 1 to 249 and encodes 82 amino acids. NCBI's taxonomy places the organism in Eukaryota, Fungi, Mucoromycota, Mucoromycetes, Mucorales, Lichtheimiaceae. The record is from RefSeq and is a predicted model, not a curated record. The transcript is spliced from 2 exons.